AGGUAAUUAACGAACUCCCUUCUUUAGUAGAGUUACAUUUGUCUGGUUGCCAACUUGAUCCCAGUCCUCAUCUACUCGAUGUUAAUUUUACAUCUCUUGUCGUCCUAGACCUGUCAUUCAACUUCUUUGGCACUUCAACACCCAUACGCAGUUGGAUCUUUAGCCUUAGUAGCCUCGUUUCUCUUGAUCUAAGCUCGAGUUUUUUUGUAGGCAAGCUUGAAGGUUUCAGAGAAAAUGGAUUUGAAGGUCCAUUUCCAAAAGUUUUCCAGAACAUGACCAGUCUUGAAUAUCUUGAUCUAUCAAAUAAUGAACUUGAGGGUCCAUUUCCUGUGUUUUUGUCCAACAUGACCAGUCUUCAACAUCUUGAUCUAUCUAGUAAUAAACUAGAGGGAAGGCUACCAAAAUUCUUGGGAAAUCUUUGCAACUUGAGUUUUGUUGAUCUGUCAUUCAACAACUUUAGCGGGGAAUUGCUUAUAAGUUCAUCUAAAUAUGUAGUAUAUGCUUUGGAGACAUUGUUCUUGUCUGGGAAUCAUCUUUCUGGUCAUUUACCUGAUGAAUUUGAACAAUUUAAAAUUUUGCGAUAUUUUAAGCUCAGUGAUAAUUUGCUUUCUGGUUCCAUUCCAGCCACUAUAGGAAGAUUGGCAUCGUUAGAAAUAUUGGAAUUACAAAGAAAUCAACUAAAUGGAACUCUUCCCCAAAGUUUUGGGCAACUUUCAAAGUUGAAAACUCUUGAUGUGUCUAAUAAUUCGUUAGAAGGCAUUGUGUCAGAAGUUCACUUCACCAAUCUCAUCAAUCUGAGGAAAUUAUAUGCCUCUGGAAACCAGUUGACUUUAAAGGUGAGUCCUAACUGGAUCCCUCCUUUUCAACUUAAAGAAGUAAAACUUGCUUCAUGGCAUUUGGGCCCAAGGUUCCCCAUGUGGCUCCAAUCACAAAAGGGCCUUGAGUACCUUGACCUAGCCUACACUGGAAUAUUAGAUGCCAUACCAAUUUGGUUUUGGAACUUAUCUUCCUCCCUUUAUUUUCUAGAUCUCUCCCACAACCAAAUCCAUGGUGAGAUUCCAUAUCUUCUUGCUCCUCCUGAAGGCCAAAAUAUUUACUUGAAUUCCAACCGUUUUAACGGUCUUUUACCCCGUAUUUCUUCCAAUUUGAAUCACCUUGAUCUUUCCAGCAAUUCAUUUUCUGGGGAUAUCUCCCACUUCCUAUGUGAUAGGAAGGACAGACAAAAAAAUCUUUUAGUUCUUGAUUUAGGAGGAAACCUUCUGUCAGGUGAAAUUCCUGAUUGUUGGAUGAGUUGGCAAUCACUAAUAAUCAUAGAAAUGGGAAACAACAAUCUAACAGGGAAUAUCCCAAGAUCCAUGGGGCUUUUAGGACGUUUGCAGUGGUUACAUUUGCGCAGGAACCAUCUCUCUGGAGAAAUUUUUUCAUCUCUGCAAAAUUGUAUAAGUUUACGGGUGGUUGACCUCAGUGAGAAUGAGUUUCAAGGAAGCAUACCUACAUGGAUGGCGAAAAGGCUGCCACAUUUUAUUGUUCUUAUCCUUCGUUCCAAUAAGUUAGAUGACGUAAUACCUCCAGAACUUUGUCGCCUCUCCCAUCUUCAAGUCUUGGAUCUUGCUAACAACAAUUUGUCUGGUGCAAUACCAUGGUGUAUCAACAAUUUUACUGCCAUGGUAAGAAAAGAAAAACAAGUGCAUUCUAUUGCAAAUGAAAAUCUCAUGCCUGACAAUGAUAUGCCUCCUGCUGUUGUUGCUGCUUCUGCUCCCUUUGGUAGCAAAGAUUUCUCAGAGAAUGAAGUUUUGGUGACAAAAGGAAAUAUAAAUCAAUAUGACAAGAUUCUUUCUCUUGUGACUAGCUUAGACCUUUCGAACAACAUCAUAUCUGGAAAGAUCCCUGAGGAACUAACUAGUCUCCAAGGAUUGCGUUUUCUGAAUUUGUCUGGAAAUCACAUAACUGGUGUGAUUCCAAAGAAUAUAGGUAACAUGGGGUUGUUGGAAUCUCUUGAUUUAUCCAGAAACCAACUCUACGGUGAAAUUCCUCCAAGCAUGUCAGGUUUGAAUUUUUUAAGUUACUUGAAUUUGUCUUAUAAUAGCUUGUUCGGAAAAAUUCCAUCGGGUGCCCAACUCCAGAGCUUCCAUGCUUCUAGCUUCACCGGCAACAAGCUUUGUGGACCUCCACUCACAAAAAAUUGUAGCGAUAAUGGCAAAACACCUGAGGGGAAUGAAGGAGAUGACGAAGGUGCUAGAUCUGAAGUGGAUUGGUUUUAUGUGUUUAUGGCUUUAGGAUUUGCGGUUGGUUUUUGGGGCGUCUCUGCUCCAAUAUUGUUCGUUAAGUCAUGGAGGUAUGCAUAUUUUCGAUUUCUAGAUAAUGUCUGGACUAGACUUGUGUUGCUAUAUGUGAGUAAAUGUGUUUACAUUGUACAAGUCAUGUAGAAGUCUUCUGUUUGUGUCUUCUAAAUAUUAUGAAUAAAUUUGUUUUCUUGGAA
Camellia sinensis is the source of this 2479-nucleotide messenger RNA. NCBI's taxonomy places the organism in Eukaryota, Viridiplantae, Streptophyta, Magnoliopsida, Ericales, Theaceae. The record is from RefSeq and is a predicted model, not a curated record.